Molecule: messenger RNA, 1036 nt
Organism: Physcomitrium patens
Lineage: Eukaryota; Viridiplantae; Streptophyta; Bryopsida; Funariales; Funariaceae
Product: peptidyl-prolyl cis-trans isomerase FKBP20-1
Biological process (GO): protein peptidyl-prolyl isomerization
Cellular component (GO): cytoplasm
Molecular function (GO): peptidyl-prolyl cis-trans isomerase activity
Source: RefSeq, a predicted model, not a curated record
GUUGUACGACCAUCUAACUCCCGGAGAAAGACGUGCUAGGUUUUAAAGAUUCGGCAAAAAGUUGACUGAAUUGGUGGAUAAUUUCCUACCGUCAAGAAGCAGACAUGGGUGAUGUGGUGGAUCUGACCCGUGAUGGCGGGGUUGUUAAGCAGAUUAUCCGAAAAGCCAAGGCCGGAGCGCUUCACCCUUCAGAAAACCUGCCUAAUGUCGAUGUACACUAUGAAGGCAAAUUCGCGGAUAUAGGUGAGAUCUUUGAUUCUACGGAGGACAACACUGUGUUCACCUUUGAGAUUGGGCAAGCGAGUGUCAUUCGCGCCUGGGAGAUUGCAGUCAAGACCAUGCAAGUUGGUGAAAUUGCACUCAUCACUUGUAAGCCUGACUAUGCGUACGGCCAGGCUGGGGCUCCUCCCGAAAUCCCACCUGGAGCGACCCUAGUAUUUGAGAUUGAGCUACUUGGAGCGCGCCCUCCAAAGGGGUCCAUACUUGACAGUGUAGCAGCAGAGAAGGCUAAGUUGGAGGAAGUUCGCAAGGAACGAGAUCUUACUGCUGCGAAAAAAGAAGAAGAUAAGAAAAAGAGAGAAGAAGCGAAGGCGGCGGCUGCUGCACGUAUGCAAGCGAAGAUGGAAUCAAGGAAGGGUGGAGGACAAGGAAACAAAGGCAAGAAGUAAGCGAGUAUCUUUUUGAGUUUUCGUAUAUGCCGAUCCAUGAGAAUAUUUCUUUACGACAUAAAAUAGCAUGUCAAACUUUAUAAUUAGGUGCAAAAUUUCUGCCAUAAAGAGUGCAUUUACAACAGUAUGUCUGUAUUGAAGAGGACGGGGAACGCAUUGAGACAUGAAACUUUCGUCUGUUCAGACUAUCUUCUUGCAGGAAAAGGGAAUGUUCGAGUGUGUUUAAUAUUUUUCAUUUUGAUAAUCCAGCUUGCUCUUCACCUUGAGCAAGUUGGAUUAUCUAGUAAUUUUAUUUUUUAACGUGCUUUGUAAACUAAUAAUUAUUAAUUGUCUAUUGACUGAUUCAUGCUUGAUGAUUGAUCAAUGAA